This is a messenger RNA of Balaenoptera acutorostrata (minke whale), 1038 nucleotides long. Its product is annotated as melanoma-associated antigen B1-like. The record is from RefSeq and is a predicted model, not a curated record. Gene Ontology annotation, biological process: negative regulation of transcription by RNA polymerase II. The coding region runs from base 1 to 1038 and encodes 345 amino acids. Gene Ontology annotation, cellular component: nucleus. The transcript has a single exon. Lineage: Eukaryota; Metazoa; Chordata; Mammalia; Artiodactyla; Balaenopteridae.
AUGCCUCAGGGGCAGAAGAGUAAGCUCCGUGCCCGUGAGAAGCACCACCAGGCCCGGAGGGAGACCCAGAAUCUCGGGGGUGCCCAGGCCCCUGCAGCAGAGAUAGAAGAGUCGCCCCCCUCCCCCGCUUCUGUUUCUCAGGGUACUCCCCCGAGCUCCCCUGGUGCUGGCACUCGCCAGGAGCCUCAGGGAGCCCCAGCCACUAGCUCUCAUGCUGCAGGGGUUUCAUGCCCAGGAUCUGAUGUACGUGCCAAGGGCCAGGUUAAGGCCAGGAAAAAUUCCUCCCAGGCCUCAACCUCUGAUGAGAGCUCUCGCAGAGAUCCUCUAACGAAGAAGGUGGGAAUGUUGGUAGAAUUCCUGCUGGAGAGGUAUAAAAUGAAAGAGCCCAUUAUAAAGGCAGACAUGCUGAAGCUUGUGAACAAAAGGUAUAAGGGGAAGUUCCCUGAAAUCCUCAGGAGAGCUGCUGAAUGCCUGGAGCUGGCCUUUGGUCUUGACUUGAAGGAAGUCAAGCCGAGUGGUGAUUCCUAUACCCUUGUCAGCAAGGUAGAUCUCACCGAUCAGGGGAGUCGCAGCAGUGGCAGGCGGUUUCUGAAGAAUGGGCUCCUGAUGCCUCUCCUGGGUGCGAUCUUCUUUAAUGGCAACCGCACCUCUGAGGAGGAGAUCUGGAAAUUCCUGAAUAUUUUGGGUAUUUAUGAUGGAAGGUGGCACUUAAUCUUUGGGGACCCCAGGAAGUUUAUCACAAAAUGUUUGGUGCAGGAAAAGUACCUGGUGUAUCGUCAGGUGCGCAACAGCGAUCCCCCACGCUAUGAGUUCCUGUGGGGCCGGAGAGCCUGCGCUGAAACCAGCAAGAUGAAAGUCCUGGAGUUUGUGGCCAAGGUCAAUGGUACCGUCCCCAGUGCCUUUCCACUCCAUUAUGAAGAGGCUUUGAGAGAUGAGGAAGAGAGAGCCCGAGCCAGAGCUGCAGCCAGGGCUCCUAUUCGUGUCAAGGCCAGUGCGCGUUCCAAGGUCAUGUCUAGCAGUUCCUCCCACCCUCAGUGA